AUGGCAUGGGCGCCCCCGACGGCCAGUCCCGCGUGGCCCGGGCUCCCGCGCCCGCCGCCACCUCCUGGGGCCGCCGCGGCGCUCCCCGCCUGGCCGCCCGGCCGGGGCUGCGGGAGUCACGUGGCCGGCCUCCCCGCGGGGCGCCGGCCCCCGCCCCCGGCCCUCGCCCCACCCCCCCGCCCGCGCCCGCAGCCGCCGCCAAGUCCCGCCUCUCCGCCCCGCGGGGCGCGCCGGCCCCCCCUCCCCGUGCGUCCAGGUGACAGCCCAGGACCGAGGACCCCGGGCGGGCGCCUGGAACGAAAAGGAAGACGCGCGGCGGCACCUCCGGGUCGGGGGCAGAGGGCAGCCUCCUCUACCCCGCCAAGUGCGUCUGGGCCCCCUUUCCCCGCCGGGAGCGGCGCCUCUCCUCGCCCCCUUGUGCCGCCGCCCACCCCACCCCCGGUCGGCUCCGCUUCCCGAAGCUCCGGCCCAGAAUUCGGCCGCUGCGGUCGCGGCUGCCAUGGCAUCUAUCACCUCCAGCUUCACACAGCGCAGCGAGGCCGCCUCACUAACCCCAUUUUACCGAUGAGCAAACUGAGGCUCAGAGAGGUCAAGUGGCAGCUCGGCUUGGGUCCUGGUUUGACUUCAAAACCUACUGCCUUCCCCGAUACUCGGCCCCCCAACUCCGAGCCCCCACUAAGAGCACUUGCCAAGCUCCCAGCGCCCUUUGCUCUUCCUUUUCUGCUGUCCACACCUCCUCCUUCCAACCCCUCGUGGCUCCAGUGCAGGACCUCUCCCCUUGGGAAGCCCUUCCAGAAGCUGCGGUGGCUUCAGCAGGGGACGCAGUGCCAGAGGACCCCCUUAGCCCUCGAUGUGUCUGCGGUGCCUUCUGCAGGUGCAGGCCUGCCGAGGGGCCUGGGCUGCCAAAAAGGAAGCAAGGGCGACUCUGAGAGCAGGAAUGCCUUGCUCCAAGAUAACAAAACAGGAAAGCAGAGGAGGCAGGCCUCCACCGGUGCUGACUCCAUAACCAGGCCCGCGGGGCCCCCAGCCCAGCCGAGGCUGCCUCCCUCCACGUCCACUGCCCCGAGGCUGAGCGGCUGGCCCUCGGGCUCGCUCUUCCUUCAGCCACCACAGCUGUGA
Molecule: messenger RNA, 1119 nt
Organism: Zalophus californianus (California sea lion)
Lineage: Eukaryota; Metazoa; Chordata; Mammalia; Carnivora; Otariidae
Product: basic proline-rich protein-like
Exons: 3
Coding region: 1-1119 (372 amino acids)
Source: RefSeq, a predicted model, not a curated record